Molecule: messenger RNA, 5291 nt
Organism: Drosophila biarmipes
Lineage: Eukaryota; Metazoa; Arthropoda; Insecta; Diptera; Drosophilidae
Product: neuroligin-1
Exons: 13
Coding region: 777-4661 (1294 amino acids)
Biological process (GO): neuron cell-cell adhesion; synaptic vesicle endocytosis; postsynaptic membrane assembly
Cellular component (GO): cell surface; postsynaptic membrane; synapse
Molecular function (GO): signaling receptor activity; neurexin family protein binding
Source: RefSeq, a predicted model, not a curated record
GCACGCAGACGGACACGGCCACGGAGCACGGAUAAAACGGGCGAAAGACAAGAGAAACCUAGAAAGGCCAGGAAGCACAAGAAUAGCUGGCCCCAGUGUGUGAUGUGAUGUGUGAACAAAACGAGUGCCCCGAAAGCUAGUGUAAAAAAGUGUGACCAGCAGUGAUAAAAACCUGAACAGACUCAAUUAACUGUGAAAACCUGCUGCACACACUCACACACAUCUUACGCCGAAAGCACACACGCGGCACACACACACCCCCGCAAAGUGAGAGUGUGUAGGGGAACGUGAGAGAGACACAGAGAGGUGAAGGUGAAGCUGAAGGAGAAGCGCGAACAAUUUGUUGAAUACAACGGGACUCUGCUGCCGCAAAAGAAAAAGCGAAAGUGAAAAGGGCAAACUAAAUUUUAAUUCGCCAAACUGAAAUAAAACUAACUGGAAAUUCGCAGCGAGCCCAGGCAAACAAACACAAAAAAGGGGAGAAAAUUGGCGGCGCAAAAGUUAAAAGGGACAAAGACGAUUAAGCAGCUUGCCAAGGACGAGGACCCGAAAGAUAUUUCCUCGGAGGGGACGACUAGGCUACGCUGAAAUUGCGACUUUCAUAGAGCAGAGGCCAACACGUUCAGUGUAUAAUAUUUGAAAUCAAAGCGUUAGGGUCCAACCAUGACGGCCGUGUACGUGAAUCACAAGCUCAACAUGCGCACAACGGCUGUCAAAAUGAAGCGGACCCGACAUCCUGCCGCAUCCCGCCCCGGUCCGAGCCCAAGUCCAAGUCCAUGUCGAAGUCCAAGUCCUCGUCCAAGUCACAGUUCGAUUCCCACGAUCCCCAGCAAGUGUCACGGCCAACCGGAAACGGAAGCGGAAGCGGGCCGGGCCAAUUGAAGCUGGGAGCAAGGACGUCGGAGGCAGCGGCAGCGCCAUCAGCAGCGGCACAAACUAAGAUAAUUCAAUCGCGUUUUCUACACAUUUACGGUUUACUUUGCCUCGGUUCCUUGAUGGCUUGCAUUAAAACUAUCGCCGCUUCAAUUGCGCAGCCAACGCUGGCGGAAGCGGAUGCACAAGAUAAAGAUAAAGAGCGGGAAGCGGAAACGAAAAUGGAAGCGGGAGCGGAGACAAAGGGGGAAGCAGAAGCGGAUGCGGAAACGGAUGCCCGCAUCAUGGCAACGGGAAUUUGCAUUAUAAGACUGAUAACAUUAAAGAGAUUUCUAGAGAAUUCCAAAACCGACACACACAAUCAAAGGCGCCAGCAAUCAGCAACGUCAGCAGCAUCAGCCUCGUCAGCACCGCCGCCGCCAGCACCUGGAGCACCUGGCCCGCGGAGGAGACACCUCCAUUACCCGGCACAUCCAGCCGCACAUGCAGCAGGACACCCAGGACACCCGGAGGCCUGCACCCUGCUAAUGCUCCUGCUACUCACCAGCCUGUGGCCGGAUUGCUGCGACUGCCUCCACGGCGGCAGCAACACGGUGAAGACCAAGUACGGCCUGCUGCGGGGCAUCGUCGUCCGCUCCUCGCCGCUCGUGGAGGCCUUCCUGGGCAUCCCCUACGCCUCGCCCCCGGUGGGCAGUCUCAGAUUUAUGCCCCCCAUAACGCCCUCGACGUGGAAAACGGUGCGCAGCGCGGAUCGAUUCUCGCCGGUCUGUCCGCAGAACAUCCCCAUACCGCCCAACGGACCGGAGGCGCUCCUCGAGGUGCCCCGCGCCCGCCUCGCCCAGCUGCGCCGCCUGUUGCCGCUGCUCAAGAACCAAUCGGAAGACUGCUUAUACCUAAAUAUCUAUGUGCCCUACGAGACGCGCCGCCAGAGACGAAAUACCGAUGAAACUCCUGGCGACUCAAAGACCAAGUUGUCCACAGUGGUCUUCAUCCACGGCGAGUCGUACGACUGGAACUCAGGGAAUCCCUAUGAUGGCUCCGAGCUUGCCGGCCAUGGCAACGUCAUCGUGGUGACAAUCAACUUUCGUCUGGGGAUCUUCGGAUUCCUGAAGACCGGCGGCAAGGAGAGUGCCCAGGGGAACUUCGGGCUGAUGGAUCUGGUGGCGGGUCUGCACUGGCUCAAGGAGAAUCUGCCGGCGUUCGGCGGGGAUCCGCAGAGCAUCACCCUCCUGGGCUACGGAACUGGAGCUGUGCUGGCCAACAUACUGGUUGUGUCCCCAGUCGCGAGUGACCUUAUACAGCGCACCGUUCUGGUGAGCGGCUCCGCCCUGUCCCCCUGGGCCAUACAGAAAAAUCCGCUCUUUGUGAAGAGGCGUGUGGCGGAACAGACUGGCUGUCACGGCGACAUGUUGUAUGACGACCUGGCCCCCUGCCUCCGCACCAAAAGCGUCGCCGAAUUGCUGGCCGUCAAGGUGGAUCAUCCCCGAUUCCUGGUGGGCUUCGCUCCAUUUGUGGAUGGCACUGUAAUAUCGCCCGGCGCCAAUCCCUUGGGCAGUACCACAUUGCCGAUGGGUUCAGCUAUUGUUAGUACUUCAGGAAUUGAAUAUGCAAACUUUCCGAAACGAGACCUCAUCUUCUGCCUUACAUCUGUGGAGUCCUAUUUGGAUUUGAGUGCCCAAGACUUGGAGUUCGGCUUCAAUGAGACGCGACGGGACCGCAUCCUGCGCACUUUUGUGCGGAACAACUUUCACUAUCACCUGAACGAGAUAUUUGCCGUUCUGAAGAAUGAGUACACCGACUGGGAGAAAGCCAUACGUAAUCCUCUUAGUUCCCGGGACGCCACCCUGCAAUUCCUGAGCGAUGGCCACACGGCCUCGCCGCUGAUUAAGUUGGGCUACAUGCACAGUUUGCGAGGGGGCCGCGCCUACUUCCUGCACUUUAAGCACAAGACCAUCGAGGAGGAGUACCCGCAGAGAACCGGCUCCGUGCGCGGCGAAGAUGUGCCUUUCUGGCUGGGUCUGCCCACGUCCCCGCUCUUCCCACACAACUACACGACUCAGGAGCGCCAAAUCGGGAGUCUAAUGCUGCGAUAUCUGUCCAACUUUGCCAAAACCGGCAACCCGAACCAAUCCACGUCAAAGUCAGUGCUCCCCAAUCCAAACGAGGUCUUGGAGACCGCCCUGCACCAACAGAGAAAACGUUCCACCGGGCUGACCCAUCCGAAUCUCAGCGAGGCUCUUAAUCUGGCCGUGAUCUACAAUCAGCGGCGGAACAAUGCCAUGCACGAGAAGCGAUCCUUCAUCCGGAGAAGAAUGCGCAGCAACGAUGCUGCCUUCACCCAACUGGGAGUGUCCAGUGAACGGGAUGUGGGCAGCUACGACGGCGAUGAGCUGCCCUUCUGGGAUGCCUACGAUGUGGUUAAUCAGCUGUAUGUGGAACUGGGCAACAAGGCAAACAUUCAAAGCCACUAUCGUGGUCACAAGCUGUCCAUGUGGUUGAACCUCAUCCCCCAGCUGCAUCGCCACUUUAACAUCAACGACCAGUCCAUGCGGCACCAUCAGUUCCAGGACGACAUGAACAACAGGGAUCUCUAUGAGGGCGUUGUGCGACCUCAAUUGCAGACAAAGCCUGCUGAAGAUGAUAACAUAAUCAUCAUGCAGAGAAGCAAGACAACGACGCCACCACCACCUGCUCCUCCUGGGAAGAGUCCAAACACGAAUGCCACACAAGCCUUAAGUCCCAGCGGCACGGGGGCAACCACAACGACAGAGUGCGGCAUCGAUGGAGCCAUGUCCGUGUCGGAACUGACCACUACCCAAGCUCCGAAGGACAACAGAACCGGUGUAGCGCGAGUGGAGACGCAAAAGGACCUGGCCACCGCAUCCACCGGAAUAAUUGGCAAUCUGGAGCUGCUCCGGCGACUGGGUGGCAAACAAUUCCAGAGCUAUACGACCGCACUGAUAGCCACCGUGGCGGUGGGAUGUUUCCUGCUCAUCCUAAAUGUCCUGAUCUUCGCGGGCAUUUACCAUCAGCGCGAGAAGCGGGCUCGGGAUGCCAAGACCAAGGAGGAGCUGCAGGAGAGCGACAACAGCAAGAACUCCAGCAUGCUGAAGCUCAACGCUUUGAUGGGCGGCAGCGGCGGGGGAGCAGGUGGUCCUGGUCCAGGUGACAUCUCAGAUGCGUAUACCUUGAGCGGAUCGGUGGUGGACAGCAAGGGCGGAGUGGGCGUGGUGUUCGGGGAGUACAGCUGCUACGAUGAGAAGACCAAGCAGCUGAAGGAGGAGAAGCUGCUGGUGGAGCUGCCUCCCUCAUCGUCGACGGGUCAGACGUCCCUGAUGAUGGACACCUGGGGCCCCUGCUCCACCAGCACUUUGGAUCUGCUCAAGACCAAGCCGGGGGAUCCCAUCGAGAUGGUCACCUACAGUGCACUGCCGACGCUGAUGGAGUCCACAUCGGCCAUGAGCAGCAAGAGGGGAUCCUUUGUGGACACCACGCUGCAGUUCAACAGUCCCCAGCAAUUCGACUACGCAGUCCAGUCCUCGGACCAGAUGUCCUUCAAGGCGAUAGAGGAGGCUGUCAAGGCGGCGGCCGGGAACGACUCCGAAAUCACCCGGGACGAUGACAUCCCCGAGCCGCCGCCACCUCCUCGAUCCUUCCUAGCCGCCCAACAGCAACAGCAGCAGCAAACGGGAAUCCUGCGGCAGUCGGGCGCGGGCGGAAGUUCCACGACAGGAUCGGGGAGCAGCAGCGGCAAGAAACGUGUACAUAUUCAGGAAAUCUCAGUCUAGCAUUCAUAACCCUUCUAGUAACCAAUUGUGACCCUAGUUUAAAGUUCUUAUCUAGUAAUUUCUGCGGUCGAACUCGUCGAAGUUUAACUUUUUCUAUUUCUAAGUCCAAAUUAUUGACAUUUAUCUGUAUUUUCCUUUCCCUUACUUAAAAGAGUAACUCUCCUUUAAAACCUAAUUCGAUAGGUUCGACCCUUGCUUAUUUCUCUAUUCCCACUCACUGCCCUGAAUUUCUGCCAUACCAAUAUAAAAACAAUAAUUUUUUCUGUUUUCUGACCUCAAUGCUAAAAUUCGUUGUAACUGUGUGUAUUACGUAUGUUUGUACAUUAUGUAAAUGUUCCUUGUAGACGUGAUUGAGAUGAUAUUGUGUAGGAAUAAUUUGUCAGGUGUUAUCAUUGUGUGUAUAGUUUAUGUUACUUUUUGGUGUACGAUUAGAAUCUCAUAUUAUUCUAUUUGCUUGUUAUUUAAUAAUUAGCGAAAUCAAAAUAAUAUAAACAAGCUUUUAAUGAUUUGUAAAAGAAAACCAGAUAUUAUAACUAUAAUACACAUAUUGUAUUUAAUGUAUUGUAAAAUAUUGACUCUAUUUGUAUGAAAUACAUAUGUAUUACAAAGUAUUCAUAUUCACAUUUUAAA